GCAACUGGUGUGCCACAUGGCUCAGUGUUUUCUAUUGUGUAAAGGUCGCCAACUUUGCCAACCCUCUCUUCCUUUGGCUGAAAGCAAGGAUCAAUAUGCUUCUACCCAGGCUGCUUGGACUGUCCAUAGCUGUUUUCAUGGUCUCUUAUCUUCCUUCACUUGUUGAUUAUUUUGGUCACACAAAGUGGUGCAAUGUGACAGAAACUCUGCCAGAGAACGCCAGCCAAAUAGAGGUUUGUUUCAUGGCUCCCAUUACUUUUCUUCCCAUUCAACUUUCUUUUUAUGUCAUAAAUUUGUGCCUAAGCACAAUUGCAUCCAUUCUUUUGCUUGUCUCUCUGUGGAGACACACAAGAAAUCUCAAGAAAAGUGAUUUUGGUGUUAAGGACCUCAGCACUCAGGUCCACAUUAAAGUCAUGGCAUUUUUGUUGUUCUGGAUCUUCUUCUAUUUUGUAGAUUUCAUUGCUCUGAUAGUUUAUGCUGGCCUCAACAUUGGGACAGAUUUUGGGCUAGUUCAAGAACUGCUUGUUGCUAUUUGGAUGUCUGCAUUUCCUUCUGCACACUCUAUUAUAUUAAUAUUAACCAAUCCUAAACUGAAAGAAAUGUGUAUUUGCAUCAUAAAAGAAAUGUAUGCUCACAUCAUAAACAUCAGACACAGUACUUUCUAA
This is a messenger RNA of Anolis carolinensis (green anole), 665 nucleotides long. RefSeq names its product taste receptor type 2 member 42-like. Gene Ontology annotation, molecular function: G protein-coupled receptor activity; bitter taste receptor activity. The record is from RefSeq and is a predicted model, not a curated record. Bases 96 to 665 code for a protein of 189 amino acids. Gene Ontology annotation, biological process: detection of chemical stimulus involved in sensory perception of bitter taste; G protein-coupled receptor signaling pathway; sensory perception of taste. Gene Ontology annotation, cellular component: membrane. Lineage: Eukaryota; Metazoa; Chordata; Lepidosauria; Squamata; Anolidae. The transcript has a single exon.